AUGCGUUCUAUCCUCGGCUUUUGGCUCAUUCAUGCCACACCAGUUCAUCUCCGCUUUCUUCCUGCUGUUAGUACAUACAACCUCUGCCGCAAUCUUGAUCAUAUCGACACCCCUGAUGCCCAAGUUGCAUCUCUCCCAAACUCACGUGGGCCAUGCUAUACCUUCUCACAUCUAGCACGGAAGACCAAGACGCCCACUUUGUACGGCACACAAUAG
Trichoderma harzianum CBS 226.95 is the source of this 216-nucleotide messenger RNA. RefSeq lists its product as hypothetical. Bases 1 to 216 code for a protein of 71 amino acids. The transcript is spliced from 2 exons. Lineage: Eukaryota; Fungi; Ascomycota; Sordariomycetes; Hypocreales; Hypocreaceae. The record is from RefSeq and is a predicted model, not a curated record.